Durotheca rogersii is the source of this 3047-nucleotide messenger RNA. Its product is annotated as P-loop containing nucleoside triphosphate hydrolase protein. The transcript has 3 exons. NCBI's taxonomy places the organism in Eukaryota, Fungi, Ascomycota, Sordariomycetes, Xylariales, Xylariaceae. The coding region runs from base 482 to 2401 and encodes 639 amino acids. The record is from RefSeq and is a predicted model, not a curated record. Gene Ontology annotation, molecular function: ATP binding; ATP hydrolysis activity.
AUUUUUUCGAGGUCCUAAAAUGCCUCAUGGUCCGCCUUGAACAUGACUCGGGGAGUUUUUGCAUUGAUUUAUUGAUUAAGGACAACGCAGCCCUUGUCGAGAUGCAACCAUACCAUUCUUGGAGUUCGAUUCGUGUAUAGAGUCGGCUACACAAUAUUACAGCCUGCAUAAAUGGGCUGUCCUGUGCAUUCAUGAGGAGAACAGAUCGGCCCGACAGAAAUUAAUACGUUGCGUGUGUCACACACCACACAUGAUAGUUAUCGUCUAUGUGCUUCGUCGGCUUCGUAGGCUACGGCCUUGUCUAAGAUACACAUUGUUAUAUCCGCCCAGGAGUCUUGUAUAAGUAAUGUAUUGAAUACCGUGAUGUGAUAUUACGAAAAUCCAACAACAUUGCUCUGCCUACAGUCACUGCUUCUUCUAUCACGAAUUCUAUCCUCAAACGUUAGCCUCUUUGUUUCUGAGCCCACAACUGCCUUAUACAAUGGCAGAAAAGUGUGAGAAACCCGAAACGUCUCCGAAACCCGAGAUACAGUGGGUUUACCAGAGACGAAGCGGCACGAAGUCGAAGAUUGGCUUGGAGUCAAACGUUGACGACGGUGCCGCCUUUGCCCUACGGGUCGUCUUUGAAUUCGGCGAUAAGGCUCUACCGGAAAUCACCCGUCUUACGGUUAACUCGCCUCACCUGCUGAAAAUCCUCAAAUCCGUCGUCAAAAAUCAUCCAUACGCCUCAACCGACUUUGAGUCUCCAUUCGAGAUCGAAAAACCUUACCAAAUCCUUUACCAUUAUUGGGACAACCUUCACGCUGCGUACGAACUGGAUGAUACCACAGAUGAAGAGAGAGUGCACCUUAAGCUCUUGCUCAAGUUUAUGCAGCAGGAGAUGGGUCAAGACAAGGAAAGGGCAAAAUCGAUGGUCAAUUCAGGACGAAUCACCUUUGCAAUGCUGUGGACAAUAUUCCGCCCUGGAGACCUCAUGUACAUUCGGGACCAUGCUGGCCCACGGCUUCUCCGGCUGGUGAGGACGGCAUACGACGAAAACGUUCCUCAAGGGAAGUAUAUGGACGUCUUUUGCUGGUAUAAUGACUACGAUGGUAACUGCUUUGGACUGGCCCAGGAGCGGGUCAGAAUCAUUCAAAAAAAAGUAUUUCCCGGGGAACAGUCGGCUCCCGUGAAAUCCUUGCCUGUGUUUCCACGAUCCUUCAGUACUGAGGGACCGAGUCUAGAGGAUGAGCUGGCGGAGAGGGGGCACCGCUUCUGUACUGCCCAACGUGAGCAUGUGCAGUUCUACAGCGGGCUGGCGUGGCAUGUCAAGGAAAUACCGCUAGAUUGGUUCCAUCCAGAAUAUAAUAACGAGCCGGCUGUUUGGGAACCGUAUAUGGAAACCGGCCGUGUCAUACUUGAUAAAAAAACCUUUCUCGAGGAUAACAAUGCGGAUUGGGUAUCUGUGAGCCCCCAGGAUAUGGAUGAUGCGUCCCAGCGCAUGCUUCUCCCACCAUAUACCCACGGUUACUCCCUUGCCCGGAAGGAAUGGUGCAAAUUCUCCAUUAACUGUCUCUCGGUACCGGAGUGGGAUACCUCCGCUUUAGACAGGGUUAUCAUCGACGAACAUCGCAGGGAUGUACUAAGAUCUUUAGUUCUUGCGCAUGAGUUUCCGCAAGGUGCUGUAGACCUAUUCGCACAGAAAGGCAAAGGCUUGGUAGUCCUCCUCUAUGGGAGCCCGGGAAGCGGAAAGACUGUGACCGCCGAGUCGGUGGCCGAGGUAGCAAGGAAGCCUCUGAUACGUGCGACUAUGCCAGAGUUGAACAAGCAUGACCGACAAUAUUACUUUGAAGUUGCCUUACAGAGAUUGCUCAAGCACGCGACCAAAUGGCAGGCGGUGGUUCUCCUGGACGAAGCUGACGUCGUCCUGGAAGGACGGUCGGACAGCCCGGGAAAAACAUCUACGCACAACGCCCUCGUCGCGGUGCUCCUCAAGCACCUUGAGUACUUCGCAGGGAUCGUCGUUUUGACAUCGAACCUAGUGCGGGUCUUCGACACGGCCAUGAAGUCGCGCAUUCACUUGGCGCUCGAGUACCACCCACCUGACGUCGACAUGAUGCACCAGAUCUGGAAGACCGCUGUGUCCGCGAUUCCCGAGUCGGAGAGAGAGCUUGACUUAGACGUGGACCUGCAGGAAUUCCUCGCGUCUGAGCUUAACGGCCGCGAGAUCGCCAACUGUAUCCACACGUCGAGGACGCUGGCGCGGCACGAGAAGACGAAGCUGCGCAAGGAACAUAUCGUCAAGAUAUGGAAGACGAUAGAGAUGUUCUCGGCGAGCCUUCGCGAUAUGAAAGCUGGUCCGAGAGCAGGGGAAUUCGCUCGUAUCUCGGGGAACACAUUUGCGACGGGCGAUGCUGAGUGACAACUUGGUCACAUCGGGAGGCUAUAAAGGCAGCAGUAUCUGUAUACGACCAGGUAUGCUUGCCAAAAUCAAUCCUUCUCGUAGGUGGAAAGAUACCGGACGUUCUCUCGUUGUCGUCCAUACUAUUUUGACCGGUGGGAUUCUCGAGUAUGGUAAAAAACAAACAAACAAGAGCAAUAUUUAAUAGUCAGAUAGAAAGUUGAUUGAAAUGAAGACUGCAAUUAAGCUCUGAAGUUGUUGGAGUUGCCAAGGCUGGUGGUAUGGGACAUGGAACUAAUUAACGCCAUGAAACUGAAGUUACAGAAGUUGUCCUAAAGGAAAAGACCCGUUCCGGCGAUUUCUGCUGUGGAAAGGAGGUACAGGCCAACCGAUGUAAGCCUUAGUGUGGACGUGUAUUCAUUGUGAAGGUGGUUGUUAUCGUAAGACUCGGGGGUCCGCUAGGAGCACUUUAUCCCGGGAGCAAAGUGAAUGACUUAUUCGGAGGGUUCUCUUCAAUUGUAUUGGAAACGCUAUCAUGAGGGGGAAUGAAAUCCCCAUCGCUGGUGUUGAUGGUUUUGGUGAAGCAGACGGGCCUCAUGGGCUCUUCAGGCAAAUUUAUUACCUAGGCCCGCUAUGAUUCCGGAUACGGUUCCGGACGCUGGGGGAG